Molecule: messenger RNA, 1959 nt
Organism: Haplochromis burtoni (Burton's mouthbrooder)
Lineage: Eukaryota; Metazoa; Chordata; Actinopteri; Cichliformes; Cichlidae
Product: probable E3 ubiquitin-protein ligase ARI8
Exons: 6
Coding region: 887-1759 (290 amino acids)
Source: RefSeq, a predicted model, not a curated record
UACACCUUAGCGUAAUUUUUCAAACUGGAAGAGACUUUUUAUAACAUUGUAUGCAGCUCGUCAGUGUUUACAUUUCCAGCUUUCCAUCAAAUGGACUGAGUUCCUGGACUGAGUACAACUAUUAUUAUUAUUAUUAUUAUUAUUAUUAUUAUUAUUAUUAUUAUUAUUAUUAUUAUUAUUAUUACAGAAUGAGUAUAGAUUGUGUAUCCCAUUUUUGUAUUUUCAUCAUAACAACAACAACAUACGGAGCUCUUUACGAGCCUCGUUGUCGCGGUCUCAUGAGGAAAUUUAAUUCACUUGGACCCGAUCUGACACCCAUGAAAGGUUGUUUUUUCCGACAUGGGGAGGAGGGCAGAGUGGUGACCUUCGUGUGUCCACACACGCAAGUGAAAGAAGACAUCCUUUGCAUAUAGGCAGACGCGAAUGGAUUAGUGUUAUUUAGCGUGUUAUUUAAAAAAAGAGAAAAAGAAAAGGAAAAAAAACAGGCUGAGGUAAAUCUAUGUGAUUGGAGUGGAGCCUCUUUGACUGUUCACGAAAAUUUGGUGAUAAAAUGUAACGUCAAACAACAAACACCCAUGGAUUUGUUUUCUCUGUUGAAUUAAAAUGAUCUCUAUUUGUUGUGUUGUAGCGAGAGACUGACUGGAUCACUACGCGUCCGCGACCACAUGACCAAGAAAACAACGUCGCGGGUUCGACCUGCGGGCAGCUGCGACUUCUGUUCUUCUUUGAAAAAUAAGAAAAGAUGAUGGAAAGACGACUAUUGCGGUUGUGUCUUGUGGGACAAGAAUUUCCUUGCGAGUAUAUUUGACAAUUUUGGGAAUCCUGACAUCGUUGGAUUUUGGCAGUUCCUCUCUUACUGAUGAUCUGAAGGCGGCGCUGAGUCAGGAUGGGUUUAAAACUGUCCAAAAAGAAAAAGAUUUCUCAUCAGAGGAGCAGAACUCCCUCUCAAGACUCCAGAAGCAGUUUGACAUAUGAGGAGGAGAAGUGCUACGACCCAUCCGACUCUACACUUACAUUUGUGGAUGGAGAUGAUGAGUUGGACUUCUUGUAUGAGGACUUCAAGUCUCUGAGAGCGCUGAUGUCUUGCGGCCAUGCUGUCACUCCCAUGUCUCUCACCAACUGGUGUCUUAGCUUAUUGAAUCAGGGCGAGAGCAGGUUUGUGUGCGGCCAAACUGAAUGUCAUGCUGAGUGGUCCUUUGAGGAGGUUUGUAAAAUGGCCCUUCUAACCCCGGAAGAAAUCGAGUACUUUGAAAAGAAAAUGUUCAGCAACUCUAAGGAUGUUUUUGAUGUUAAAUCAUGUCCUGGCUGCAAGUCUUCAGUGCUGAGAACUGACUUCAGUAAUCUGUCUACUGAAUGUACAGUGUGCACAGCUGAUCUAAAUCGGACCUUUACGUUCUGUUGGCAGUGUUUGAGGGAAUGGAAAGGUCCGUCCCCACGUUCAAACCGAUGUGAAAAUCAUGGCUGCAACAAUAAGUCCUUAGAAACUCUGAGAAAAUGUCCAGAUAUCACCUUCCAGAAUGUGGAGGGCAUCACUGGCUGUCCCUCUAUCCGUGCCUGUCCCACAUGUGGCUUCCUAGUGGAACAUAACACAACUGGGUGUAAAAACAUCUUCUGUACACGUUGUAAGCUGCAGUUCUGCUUUGUUUGCCUCAAAAUGAAAGAGGAAUGUUUGGAGACGAGUGAAUAUUACAAACCUUGUUCCAGUGGUGUAGCACCUAGACAGACUUCUAUACCAGUGUGUCAGUGGGAUGAUUACUAGAUUGUUACAGAAAUGUUGUUAUUGUGUGAUUCACAUAGAAAAACUAACAGCUCAGUAAGUUGGUAAAGCCUGAUUUAAAAUUUACCACUAAGCUACAGUUACCACAAUCUAAUGCAGCGGUCCCCAACCCCCGGGCCUCGGACCGGUACCGGUCCGUGAGUCGUUUGGUACCGGGCCGUGAGAGUUGAGGCUCAGGUGUG